Molecule: messenger RNA, 1549 nt
Organism: Cokeromyces recurvatus
Lineage: Eukaryota; Fungi; Mucoromycota; Mucoromycetes; Mucorales; Mucoraceae
Product: WD40-repeat-containing domain protein
Exons: 5
Coding region: 26-1480 (484 amino acids)
Molecular function (GO): protein binding
Source: RefSeq, a predicted model, not a curated record
UUUUAUCAUAAAGAAUAUAUUAACAAUGUCAAAACGUCAAGCUGAUCAAGCUGAUUUAAGGAAUCAGAAUAAGUCUACAGCUUUCGGAAAUGAAGCUUCUAGAUAUAAUAUGGAAGAAAAGAAUGAUAUGGGUGAAUUUGAAGAUGCUUGGGAAGAUGAAAUGGAGGAGGAAGAGAUUGUCGAAAGCGCUGAUGUUGAUUCAGAAGCGGACGGUAUGGAAGUAGAUGAAAAAGAUGACGACGAUGAAGGAAACGAAGAUGAUUUAAAGUUAUAUAUGCCUGGCCAGCCUUUAGCAGAAGGUGAAGUUUUAGAAGCAGAUCCUUCAGUUUAUGUUAUGCUUCAUAACUUGGACGUUCGUCUUCCAUUUUUAAGUUUUGAUAUUUUAGAAGAUAAAUUGGGUAAUGAGAGAAAGAAUUUUCCUGCAACUGCAUAUGUAGCUGCUGGUACUUCACUUCCAGGUGAUAGAAAUAACGAAGUUUUAGUUAUGAAGAUGUCCUCUUUGCAUAAAACUCAACAAGAAGAUUCUGAUGAUGAGGAUGACCCAGAUGCUUUAGACGAAGAUCCUAUUCUUGAGUAUAGAUCUAUUCCUCAUAAUGGUUGUGUUAAUCGCUUAAGAGUAAUGCCUCAACAACAAGAAAAGCAUAUUGCAGCUACUUGGGCAGAAACUGGUAAAGUUCAUAUUUGGGAUUUAACAGAUGCUGUAGCUAGUUUAGAUGUUCCUGGUACAUCUUCAAAUAUGCCACAAAAGAAGCCUUUGGUAACUAUUAAUAAUCAUGGACGUGAAGAAGGUUAUGCUCUAGAUUGGUCUAGUCUUGAUACUGGCCGCCUAUUAUCCGGUGACAAUAAUGGUCGUAUUUAUCAUACAAUUUUAACUCCUACUGGCGUUAAUACGGAAAAUGUUGCAUUUAGAGAACAUAAAUCAUCUGUUGAAGAUAUUCAAUGGUCGCCUACUGAACGAAAUGUCUUUGCAUCAUGUUCUUCUGAUCAAACAGUAAAGAUUUGGGACACAAGAAACAAGAAACGUUCUGCAGUUGGCAUUCAUGCAUCCAAUUCAGAUGUUAACGUGAUUACAUGGAAUAAAAAAGCAUCAUAUUUAAUGGCAAGUGGACAUGAUGAUGGCAUCUUUAGUGUGUGGGAUCUUCGUACAUUCAAGGGAGGUAAUUCUCAACCUACACCUGUUGCUACAUUUAAAUGGCAUAAUGCUCCUAUUACAUCUAUUGAAUGGCAUCCUACUGAAGAAUCCGUGUUAGCUGUUUCUGGUGCAGAUAACCAAUUGACACUUUGGGAUUUAUCGGUUGAACCUGAUACUGAACAAGAAGGACGUUUAACGACCGGUGGCGUUGAAGUUCCACCUCAAUUAUUAUUUGUUCAUCAAGGCCAAGAAGAUAUUAAAGAAUUACAUUUCCAUAAGCAAAUACCUGGUUGUGUUAUUAGUACAGCAAGCACUGGUAUGAAUAUCUUCAAAACUAUUAGUGUUUAAUAAUAUAUUAUUUUGUAUAAAAUUAUAUCAAGUAUAGAAUAUUUAGAGAGAAUAAUAUAUAUAUGCCAC